UUAAAAUAAAAAAUUUUUUCGCUUUUUAGAAAUAGAUAACUUCUUUCUCUGUUUGUUUAACUAUAACUUUUUUUCGGUGAUUUUUUAUUGAUAGAAAGUGAACAUCAGUUAACAAGGAAAAUUAUGAAUAAAAAAGAACAACAACAUUUGGCAACCAAAAUACCAAAACAAUGUUUAAAUAAUGAUUGUAUGUUUUAUGCAUCCGAACAAUUUAAUGGAUUUUGUUCGACAUGUUGGAAUAAAGUUGAACAACAAAAACUGAAUCAACCAUCAUCAUUACAACUGCAAAAACAACAACGACAAAGACCAAAAUCCAAACAUGAACCAAAUAAUCAAUUACGUCCAUUUUAUUCGGAAAUAUUUCGACCAACAUCACGAACAACAACAUUUCGUUCAUCCAGUUAUGAACGAUCGAAAUUAUCAAUAGCACCGAAAAGAUCAAAUAUUAUAAUUAAAUCCAUACGUAUGGAAUUGGAUAUUGAACAGAAUAAGAUUGGUAAUUUAAAUUUAAAUUCAAAUUCAAAUGAUGAUGAAAUGAAAAACACUGAUGGCAGUAUCGGUAGUUGUAAUAAUGAUAAUUUACAAAAGAAAAUUAAACGUAAAAAAGAUGCUGAAAUCAAUAAUAACAGCAAUAAUAGUAAAAAUCGUUGCCAAAUCUGUACACGUAAUAUACAAAUUAUUGGUUUUGAUUGUAGAUGUGGUGGUCGGUUUUGUAUUGAACAUAGAUUAGCAAAAGAACAUUGCUGUCAAUUUGAUUAUCGUCAAUAUGGUAUUAAUGAAUUAACAAAAGCUAAUCCGAAAAUUAUUGGUGAUAAAAUUAGAAAAAUCUAAGAAAAAAAAAUCUAA
Dermatophagoides pteronyssinus (European house dust mite) is the source of this 846-nucleotide messenger RNA. RefSeq lists its product as uncharacterized. The record is from RefSeq and is a predicted model, not a curated record. Gene Ontology annotation, molecular function: DNA binding; zinc ion binding. Lineage: Eukaryota; Metazoa; Arthropoda; Arachnida; Sarcoptiformes; Pyroglyphidae.